This is a messenger RNA of Aspergillus melleus, 741 nucleotides long. RefSeq lists its product as uncharacterized. The coding region runs from base 1 to 741 and encodes 246 amino acids. Lineage: Eukaryota; Fungi; Ascomycota; Eurotiomycetes; Eurotiales; Aspergillaceae. The transcript is spliced from 3 exons. The record is from RefSeq and is a predicted model, not a curated record. Gene Ontology annotation, molecular function: nascent polypeptide-associated complex binding. Gene Ontology annotation, cellular component: mitochondrial outer membrane.
AUGCCACCCAUUCCCAAAACUCUCUUCUCUGUCUCGUUCCUGCACACGAUCCCGAGGUCAACCGAUUCUUCAACUUUCCCUCCAUUCUGCUCCUAUUCCUCCUCAGUAAGUCAUGUUAGAUGGUCGAGCCGACGGCUUCGCAUCUUUGCGACUGGUUGGUCGUUUUCCAAGGAUGGCGUGAUCUCAUGGUUUCUGAGCAGACUCUCCCACAUUCUCUCCCAUCCCCAGUUCUUCCUACGAACAACACCGUCAGAAUGUCUUACGCCGACGCUGCUGCCCAGGGCCCGAAGCAGAGCCCAGCCGAAUCGCGCGCCCAACAUCUCCAAGGUCUACAAGGAUGAGUCCGAAAGCACGGCAUCCCUGGUGGACGUCGACUCCCCGCACGUGACCACGGUAGACUCCAGUUUCCUGGAACAGGACGUCAAGACGUCGACCCAGGCCGAGCGCAUCGAGCGCGAAGAGGAGGAAGCAGCGAAGGAGAAGAAGGCUCGCACCGAGCGCAAAGCCAAGGCCAAGUCUUCCGGCAUCCGUAACAACAAGAGCAACCCCGUGUAUCUGGGCAACGCUGUGCUUCUGAGUGCCAUCGGCGCAGGACUUGGAUUCGGUGCCUACCGAAAACACCUUGACGGUAAGCUGUCGUGGCAGCUCGUCGGUCUGUGGUCCGGGGCUGUCGGAGCCUUCGGCGCAGUUGACUACUUCGUUAGCAAGUGGUUCCUUCAGAACAAGUACCCCCCCAAAUAG